Molecule: messenger RNA, 1021 nt
Organism: Oppia nitens
Lineage: Eukaryota; Metazoa; Arthropoda; Arachnida; Sarcoptiformes; Oppiidae
Product: carbonyl reductase [NADPH] 3-like
Exons: 2
Coding region: 109-951 (280 amino acids)
Molecular function (GO): carbonyl reductase (NADPH) activity
Source: RefSeq, a predicted model, not a curated record
UACGUUAUUUGUGAUAAAAAUACUUUUAUUUACAAACAAUACAACAAUUUUAUCGAUCAAUUGUUGGCCACAUUUGUGUCCGAUUUGAACAACAGGUCUAUCAAUACAAUGAAUACCCGACGAGUAGCGGUCGUGACCGGCGGUAAUAAAGGCAUCGGCUUUUCGAUUGUCAAACACCUGUUCGGUCAUUCCUUUGACGGCGAUGUCAUUCUGACCGCACGCGAUGUGACCAGAGGUCAGGAGGCGAUCAAAGCACUCAACGAUUUGGGUUACAAACCGUUGUUUCAUCAGUUGGACAUCGAUGACAAUCAAUCCAUCAACGAUUUGAGACAGUAUCUGAUGGACAACUACGGCGGCUUAGAUGUGUUGGUCAAUAACGCGGCCAUUGCCUAUCCAUACGACUCGACGGCUCCGGUCACCGAACAGGCAGCCAACACAUUGCGGACCAACUUCUUUAGCACUCGAAGUGUAUGCGAAAAGUUGUUACCAAUUCUCAGAUCACACGCCAGAGUUGUUAACUUGUCGUCAGCGUUGGGAAUGCUUAACAAAAUUAAAGGUGAAUCACUGCGGAAACGGUUUGCUGAUCCUAAUCUGACGGACAAACAGUUACUCGAUUUAGUUAAUGAAUAUCUUGAAGAUGUCAAUAAUGGCAGACAUGUAGAGAAAGGUUGGCCAAACAGUACGUACGCCGUGUCAAAGGUGGCGGUGACGGCACUGACAUUCAUUCAACAGAGACAACUGAAUGCCGAUAAGUCACGCGAAGAUAUUGUAGUGAAUGCCGUACAUCCAGGAUAUGUGGACACAGAUAUGACACGACAUAAGGGUGUACUGACUCCUGAACAGGGAGCCGAUGCACCCGCAUAUUUGGCGUUAUUGCCACCCAAUUGUAAGGAACCAAUCGGUGCUAUGGUUUGGUUGGACCGGCGAGUCGUCAACUGGUUUACUGAAUGAGUCUACAAAUUAUAAUAACUUAUAAUCCAUGGCUUAAACAAUAAUAAUAAUUACUGUAAAUUAAUAAUUA